AUGCUCUCGUACAAACCAAAACCGCAUUCACUGCUCAGUCUCAGGGCCCAAAAACGGUUUAUAGUAUCACCACCACACCGUUCUUCGCCAGCUCCAGCUUCAGCCACCACCCAUUCAUACAAUGCAAUCAUCAAUCGCCAUUCAACCCAAGGUUCUCACCGUCAAGUUCUCAUCACCUAUGCAUCAAUGCUCAAUGCACACGUCCUUUCUGAUGCCUACACCUUCCCCAGUCUUCUCAAAGCAUGUUCCUCUCUUAACCUCUUUCUCUCAGGCAUUUCACUUCAUCAACGCGUCAUCGUUAAUGGGUUAUCCACGGAUUCUUACAUUGCUUCCUCAUUGAUCAAUUUCUAUGUUAAAUUUAGGUGUUCUGAAGUUGCCCGUAAAGUGUUUGACUUUAUGCCUGAGAAAAAUGUUGUACCUUGGACUACCGUUAUUGGGUGUUAUUCUCGUAUGGGUAAUGUUCCUGAGGCAUUUUCUUUGUUUCACCAAAUGCGUUGCGAAGGAACUCAACCCAGUAGUGUUACUUUGUUGAGCUUGUUGUUUGGUGUUUCGGAGCUUUCUCAUGUGCAGUGUUUGCAUGCUUGUGCAACUUGUUAUGGGUUUAUGUCAGAUUUGAACUUAUCAAAUUCUUUGCUGAAUGUGUAUGCGAAAUGUGGAAGCAUUGAAGAUUGUAGGAAAUUGUUUGAUUUUAUUGAUCAAAGAGAUAUUGUUUCAUGGAAUUCUUUACUAUCUGCCUAUGCCCAGAUUGGGGAUUUAUGUGAAGUUUUGCUGCUUCUUAAGACAAUGAAGGUACAAGGUUUUGAGGCUGGUUUACAGACUUUCGGGUCUGUGUUGUCUGUGGCUGCAUUGAGAGGUGAUAUGAGAUUGGGAAAGUUAGUUCAUGGCCAAAUUUUAAGAGCUGGUUUUGACUUAGAUGCACAUGUUGAAACAUCGUUGAUUGUAAUGUACUUAAAAGGUGGAAACAUUGAUGUUGCAUUUAGAAUGUUUGAACGGAGUUUAGAUAAGGAUGUAGUUUUGUGGACAGCAAUGAUCUCUGGCCUUGUGCAGAAUGAGAAUGCAGACAAAGCACUUGCAGUUUUCAAUCAGAUGUUGAAAUUUGGGAUGAAGCCGUCUACUGAGACUAUGGCCAGUGUGAUUACCGCUUGCACACAAAUGGGCUCUUAUAAUAUUGGAACAGCUAUUCAUGGUUAUAUAUUAAGGCAAGAAUUGUCAUUGGAUACUGCUGCUCAUAACUCUCUUGUUACCAUGUAUGCAAAAUGUGGCCACUUGGAUCAGAGUUCUAUUGUAUUCGAUAACAUGAGCAAAAGGGAUUUAGUUUCAUGGAAUGCCAUAGUUGCAGGAUAUGCUCAAAAUGGCUAUGUUUAUAAGGCAUUUUCUCUUUUUAAUGAAAUGAGGUCAUGUCACCAAACACCUGAUUCAAUAACCAUUGUUUCCCUUCUUCAAGGGUGUGCAUCCACGGGGCAACUACACCCCGGAAAAUGGAUCCAAGGGUUUGUAAUAAGAAAUGGUCUUGGGCCUUGCAUCUUGGUUGAUACUUCUUUGGUAGACAUGUACUGUAAAUGUGGUGAUUUGGACACUGCCCAAAGGUGUUUUAACCAGAUGCAAAGUCAUGAUUUGGUCUCAUGGAGUGCCAUAAUUUCAGGAUAUGGCUAUCAUGGUAGAGGAGAAACUGCAUUGAGGUUAUACUCAGAGUUUCUAGAAACUAGGAUUAAACCCAACCAUGUGAUUUUCCUCUCAGUUUUAUCUUCUUGUAGUCAUAAUGGACUUAUCGAUCAAGGCUUGAACAUAUACAAAUCUAUGACUCGAGAUUUUGGGAUUGCACCAAAUCUCGAACACCAUGCUUGUGUGGUAGAUCUCCUCUGCCGUGCUGGAAAGGUAGAGGAGUCGUAUAACUUGUACAGGAAAAUGUUCUCAGAACCUGCACUUGAUGUGUUGGGCAUAAUCCUCGAUGCUUGUCGAGCAAAUGGUAAUAAUGAACUUGGUGAUACAAUUGCCAAUGAUAUUCUCAAGCUGAGGCCUAUGAGUGCUGGAAAUUAUGUACAACUAGCACACUGCUAUGCAUCAACUAACAAGUGGGAAGGUGUGGGUGAGGUUUGGACUCAUAUGAGAUCUCUUGGCUUAAGAAAAAUUCCUGGUUGGAGCUUUAUUGACAUACAUGGGAUCAUCACUACAUUUUUCACAGAUCAUAACUCACACCCUCAGUUUCUAGAAAUAGUGAAUACCAUGAAAAUAUUGAGAAAGGAAAUGAACAAAAUGGAGGAAGUAGACAUGAACUUUGAAAGCAACCACACCCAUAUUUAUAACUUAUAUGAUGAAAAGUUAUUAUGA
Messenger RNA from Lathyrus sativus (Indian pea), 2328 nucleotides. NCBI's taxonomy places the organism in Eukaryota, Viridiplantae, Streptophyta, Magnoliopsida, Fabales, Fabaceae. The record is from the annotation of a GenBank genome assembly.